AUGCCGCUCUGGAAACAUGACUUUCGAGGCCGGUCCUUGAUCAUCGCCAUCACGCUGGCCUCGUGCCAGGCCUUUCUGCUGCUGGGUUUCGACCAGGGCGUGAUGGCUGGCAUCAUCGGCGCCGAGAACCGCUUCGGUCGCGACUUCAACAACCCUGACGCCGACAUGCAGGGGAAUAUCACGGCGCUGUACGAUAUCGGCUGCGUGGUGGGAUCCAUCGUGGCGUAUUUCGUGGCCGAACGACUGGGUCGUCGCACGAUGCUGAUUGCCGGAGGAUCCAUCAUGAUCAUCGGCACUGCUAUCCUGGCCUCCUCGUUCACCGUCGCGCAGUUGAUCGCCGGAAGAAUCAUCACUGGCAUCGGCAACGGCAUGAACUCGUCCACGGCGCCCGUGUAUCAGUCGGAGUUGUCGCCCGCCUCGUAUCGCGGUGCCCUGCUCACACUGCAGGGCACGGUGACUAUCCUGGGCGUGGUGAUUGCCUACUGGAUGGACUACGGCACUAGCUACACCGAAUCCUCCCUACAGUGGCGCUUCCCCCUCGCCUUCCAGGCCGUCUUCGCCCUCUGCCUCGUCCUGCAGGUCAUCGGCCUGCCCGAGACGCCUCGCUGGCUGGCCUCGCGCGACCGAUUCGAAGAAGCCCGCGAAGUCGUCGCCGCCAUCGAAGAUAAACCCAUCCACGAUCCCUCCGUCAGCACCACCAUCCUCGACAUCCGCACCAACCUGGAGGAAGAACACAAGGGCGGGCCCUUCCGCGUCAAGGAGCUGUUCACAUGGGGCGAGAACCAGAAUCUGCGCCGUCUGCUCAUCAUCAUCUCCAUCGAGCUGGGCCAGCAGUUCAGCGGCUCCAAUAUGAUCAAUUACUACGGCCCCGUCAUGUUUCAGGAGACCAUGGGCAUGGAUCGGAAUCUGGCGAUGAUUCUCGGCGGCUGCAUCCAGUGCACGUAUCUUGUUGGGUCGGCUAUUCCAGUCUUCCUGAUGGAUCGCUUCGGUCGACGCACCCUGCUGCUCAUCAGUACGGUCGGGCUGUGCUUCUGUUUCGUGAUGGUCUCGAUUCUGCUGUCGCUGGGCCAGACGAAUGCGGCGUAUGGAGCCACUGCGUUUAUUUUUAUUUUCCAGAUCUUCUAUGGCUCGGGGUGGCUCUGCGUGCCGUGGUAUUAUCCCAGUGAGAUCUGCUCCAACCGCAUCCGCAGUCGCAUGCAGGCGAUUGCAUCUGGGUGGAACUGGAUGGCGGUGUUUGCGGUGGUCAAGAUCACUCCGAUUGCAUUUGCCAACAUCGGAUGGAAAACCUUCGUCAUCUUCGCUGUCCUCAACGCCGCCUUCUUCCCCAUGGUGUACUUCUUCUACCCCGAGACUAAGGGCCUGGAGCUCGAGGAUCUUCCCCUGCUGUUUGCCAAGGGUGGAUUCACCGGUGGUGUCUACUCGUCCAAGGGAGGGCGAACGGUGCUGCCGGGUCAGCAUGCGCAGGAGCGGAAUGUGGAUAAGAAGGUCGAGGAGGAACAGGUCGAGCGAGUAGAGUAG
This is a messenger RNA of Aspergillus steynii IBT 23096, 1518 nucleotides long. Its product is annotated as sugar porter family MFS transporter. Lineage: Eukaryota; Fungi; Ascomycota; Eurotiomycetes; Eurotiales; Aspergillaceae. Gene Ontology annotation, cellular component: membrane. Gene Ontology annotation, biological process: carbohydrate transport; transmembrane transport. Gene Ontology annotation, molecular function: carbohydrate:proton symporter activity. Bases 1 to 1518 code for a protein of 505 amino acids. The record is from RefSeq and is a predicted model, not a curated record. The transcript is spliced from 3 exons.